This is a messenger RNA of Pecten maximus, 3619 nucleotides long. RefSeq names its product sorting nexin-6-like. The transcript is spliced from 14 exons. Gene Ontology annotation, cellular component: endosome. The coding region runs from base 33 to 1256 and encodes 407 amino acids. The record is from RefSeq and is a predicted model, not a curated record. Gene Ontology annotation, molecular function: phosphatidylinositol binding. NCBI's taxonomy places the organism in Eukaryota, Metazoa, Mollusca, Bivalvia, Pectinida, Pectinidae.
CGAAUUUUAUAAUCACGUGAUUAGCUGCAGCCAUGAUGGACGGUUUGGAUGACGGGCCCGACCUUUUGGAAGGGGACCAGGAAAACAAGCCAAGAUCUGAGACGGUAGAUUUGUCAACAGAUACAUCCCUACAAGUUGACAUUUCUGAUGCUUUAAGCGAGAGAGACAAAGUCAAGUUUACUGUUCACACAAAGACUUCUUUGCAAAAGUUUAAAGAGGGAGAGUUUUCUGUGGUACGGCAGCAUGAGGAGUUUAUCUGGCUACACGAUCGCUAUGUGGAGAAUGAAGAAUAUGCUGGUGUUGUCAUACCUCCCGCUCCACCACGCCCAGACUUUGAUGCAUCACGGGAAAAGUUACAGCGACUGGGAGAAGGGGAAGGCACAAUGACCAAGGAAGAGUUCACCAAGAUGAAACAAGAGUUAGAGGCUGAAUAUCUUGCCACAUUCAAGAAAACAGUUGCCAUGCAUGAAGUGUUUCUCCAACGAAUAGCUGGCCACCCUUUACUCAGAACUGAUGUCAACUUUGAAGUUUUCCUAGAAUACGACCAAGAUUUAAGUGUUCGAGGGAAGAAUAGAAAAGAGAAGAUUGGAGGUUUCUUCAAAGGUCUUACCAAAACAGCUGAUGAGGUGUUACUGUCGUCACAAAAGGAUGUUGAUGAUUUCUUUGAAAAAGAAAAAGGAUUUUUGGUGGAAUACCAUGUUAAAAUCAAGGAUGCUACUUUGAAGUCGGAUAAAAUGACACAAGCACAUAAAACUGUAGCAGAUAAUUAUAUUCAGAUUUCCUCAGGGUUUGUACAGAUGGCCACAAUAGAGAAUACAGAAUUGGACAAGGUGUUUACAAAAGUAGCAGAGACAUUAGAAAAAGCAAGAAAGUUGGAGGGUCGUGUGUCCUCGGAUGAAGACUUGAAGUUAAGUGACACCCUCCGAUAUUACAUGAGAGAUUCAGCUGCUGCCAAGGACCUCCUCUACAGACGAACACGAUCUCUCGCUGACUACGAGUCGGCCAACAAAGCCUUAGAAAAAGCUAGAACUAAAAACAAAGACGUUCCACAGGCUGAAAAACAUCAAACACAAUGUUGUGAGAAAUUUGAAAAGAUAUCAGACGUAGCUAAAAAAGAAUUAACAGAAUUUAAGGGACGUAGGAUACAGUACUUCAGGAAGAAUUUGGUGGACUUAGUAGAACUAGAACUAAAGCAUGCGAAGGCACAAGUACAACUUCUAAAGAACUGUAUAUCAGCCAUGAAAGAAGAAGCGUAAAGUGUCUUCGCAGUGUGGUGAUGUGAAUGUGAUAUGUGGGUUAAGUUACCUGGCAAAUGUCCCAGAUCAUGGCUGUAGGACAUUGCCAGAUUGUUAACAUUUCAUCGAGUAAAUUAGUGCUAUGGCAAAGUGUGAUGAACGAACAUGUCUGCAGGUGUCUUAAAAUUUAUUUGUAAAACCACUGCUUUUAGAAUUAACUAUUCGGUACAAAUGUCUGUGUUUAUUUUGAUACGCAGUUUGUAUAUUAGUGAUAUGCAUCUGUUGACACACAUUCUUCUGCAUAGAUUAUAAACUAAAGUGCAUUUUCUACAUCGCAAUUGUCCAAUGUUAGUGUCACACUUAAUAUUUGUGAAACAAUAUAUUGGUGUUCUUUUUGAUGUGCAAUUAUUGGUUGGAUCCAUUUAAUGGAUUUCUAACUAAUUGAUAACUUAAAUUUAAUAAAACACUUAAUUUCUGUGUUAAUUAGCAUAUAUGUUGAUGAACAUUUAGUGAAAUAUACCUACAGAUAGUGAAUCGUCAACAAGAAAUCGAAGAAGUGAUUACAAAAACACUGAUGUUUUGUAAUAUAAAAUGCAUCUUAUAAAUUGUUGAAAUACGAUUGAAAACAAUAAUGACAAAAGUAGGAUGGUCUCAUGACUGUAGCUGGUUAUUUAAGAAACUGGCAAUAUCUACAUUGUUAGGAAGGAUAAUGGAAUAAUUUCAGAUAACAUUGUUUAAAAAAAUCAAAAUAUACCAAUGAGCACAAUUCUACAGGUAUCAAGUCUUCAUAUUUGAAGAAUUACACAUUUGCUAAACAUUCAUUAUAUACAAAAACACUCACAUAUAUACGAUGUACAAUUUUUAUUUUGUAUGUAUGAUUUAUACUCCUAGCACCUAUUAUACAUAAACAUUCAUCACUACUGUCUUAACUUCAGGAACUAUUUUUUUAUUUCCUUCAGUUCAGUGAAUAUGUGGGCGAAACAGAAAUGAAAGUCAAAACAUGCUGAUAACACAGGGACCAGAGAAUAUGUCAACAUUAAAAAAACUUAAAAUGUUCAUCUUUAUUUUGCUAUCAUUACCACUACAUGUGUUUGCUGAGAAAAGCGUGAGCUGCAGAUUUGAAGAAUAAAUCAACAAAUCCAGGCCAUUUGGGCCUUUUCUUUUGUGCUCAUUAUCAUUAUCCUCCUGAGAAGGCCUUAUGACUUUAUACUGUGGCUUGAUAUAGAGUAGAUUUAGUUUAGGAGAGAUCAUGCUUCAUUACGUUUGUGAAAUACUCUUUUGUUUCUUGAAAUUGAAAAUUGUGUAUGUGUCGUAACUAAUUUGUAUAAUUUCUGUGUCCAUUCCAUUUACAUUUGAUAUAUAUGUACAUGUAGCAUUGUUUUUUAAUGACUGUAUGUCGGAUGUACGGUAAGUUUUGGUUACAUAUAUAUAUACUGUAAUUAUUUCUUUGUACAAAGACUGUCUUGAAUGUUUAUUUUCCCUCCAUAUCAACUGAGAAAUAUAUGGUAAUCUGUACAGAUACAUCAUUAUAAUAUCAUAUAUACUCAUCAAUGACUAUUUAUAACUAGAAGUCUAUGUACAAUAUUUUGUCAACAUCUUUUUUAAUCUACCCCUAAGCUAUUAUGAUAUACCCAGUGUAUAAAAAACAUUCAUGCUAUGUUUGGUUUGGCAUUUCUUCCUGUCGAGGGGGUAAAAUUUGAUAAUCCAUACAUUUUUUUCUGUUAAGCUAAAACAUUUAUUCUAUUGAUCAUUGAUUAGUAAUUUCCUUCUCUUUGGCUUUAGUAGGUGUUAGGUACUUUUUUCUUGUUAGGUUGUUUACCAGUUAUGUAGAUCCAAGUUCACAUCAAGUAGAUGCAAGAUGUUUGGUUGUUUAUAGAUAUUCAGUUACUAAGGUAUACAGGUAGUUGAGAUACUGGUACAACAUUCUUGGCUCUUCAAGUCUAGACAUCAGAAAAGUGUCAAAGUCGUUUUUAUCUUUUCUUUUUAAGAUUAUGUAAAGAGAUUGUGUAUUUAGAACUUGGAAAAGUGGUAAGAUUAUCGAAACUUAGCUGAAAUAUUUUAUCUAGAAUUAUAGUUGAUAAUGAUCUAGCAUAUGUUUACAUUUAAAUGAGAGUAUGAAACAAAAAUAUACAUGUACAUGUAGAUGUAUUCACCCCAUUGUAGGGAAGGUUUAAUCAGAUUACUGUUACAGAUAAAAGGUUCCUCAAACAAUAUUUAUAAGGCCUUCACCCUAUAAAUAUCUAGUCUUUUUCUGUUAGAUUUUCCCUGUUUUGUUAAAUUGGAAUACAUAUAAUAUUAAUAUAUAUAUAUAAUAUACACAGGUGUGCACUGUAUAAUAACAGUACCGUAUGAAUGGGUGAUUAAAUGAGAGGUCAUGAAUCCAA